AUGUCUUCUAACUGGAGAAGAGCAUUCAGUUUUGCAACUUGCUUCAGUACACGUUGACCGACCGGAACGGAAAAGUGACCAACCCAACCAAUUUAAAAAUGAAACUGAUCAUUUUCUUCGCUGCCCUGAUCGCCGCCGUCGUGGCCCAGAACGGUUGCGUCCGGGAUGAUUCCGACGGACGUCCGGCCUGUAACGCCGCCGAAGUGACCCAGGGCAGAUGGCGCAACAACUGGGACCCCACCGCGUACUGGGUGUGCACGACGGCCGGAACUGCCGCCACCCUGGUCCGUUGCCCCACCGAGGGAAUGUUCGACCCCAUCACCCUUAACUGCAUCAACUGGUUCGAUUGGGUCUGGCAGCCAACCUGCAGACCACCAAGUGCCCUGGCUUAAGCUGUGCUUGUUCGAAUUAAUGUGAAAUAAACGGAAAUUAUACUAGUGAAAAGCAUAACGAA
Culex quinquefasciatus (southern house mosquito) is the source of this 454-nucleotide messenger RNA. RefSeq lists its product as uncharacterized. The transcript is spliced from 2 exons. Gene Ontology annotation, molecular function: chitin binding. Lineage: Eukaryota; Metazoa; Arthropoda; Insecta; Diptera; Culicidae. The coding region runs from base 99 to 392 and encodes 97 amino acids. The record is from RefSeq and is a predicted model, not a curated record.